UCGCACCCGGAAGUCCCGCCCACACGCAUGAAACACGAAACAUGGCAGCUCCCACCAACAGCAACUUGGACAUCUCGGCGUCUAUUGCCGGCAUUUUGGAUGAAAAACACUGCCUCGAUCAUUUGCGGGUUUUAAAAAGCUUUAGUGCUGCCUUACGGGAAAACGAGUACAGGGAUGCUGUUGAGGCAGAGGCCUUCUCCAGUCUCAUUAAGGUCGUGUCCAGACUCAGUGAUGAACUUCAGGCUGCCACCAAAGGCAAUGACGACCAGCAGAUUUACGCCUUACAGCUCCAACUAACUGCUGAGUGUUUCAGGGCUCAGAGGAACGCCUGUGUUCAAAGUACACGCAACCAGUGUCUACUCAGGGAACUUGGUUUCAUCGAUGUAUCCCUUAAUCUUUUGAGCUUCCUACAGACCACAGAUUUGGAGAGCAGAGAUGGAAUCAUUGAACCUCUGCGCUGUGGGAUUCAGUUCCUUGGAAAUGUAUCUGUGGGAAACCAAAUGUGUAAAGAUGACAUUUGGCAGCUCAGUUUCCCAGAUCUUCUCCUGCAGCUACUAAGUGUUGAUGAUGAAAAGUUGGUGAACUACAGCUCUAUGGUGCUCCACACAUGUCUGGAUGAAAGCAAAGUGGAAAAGCUGUCUGAGCCACAGAACAUCCAGCUUGCACUCAAGGUGAUGGAGCUGUGCAGGACCCAACCUGAUUUGGACUGGACGGUUCUCAUUGCUACCCAGCAUUUUCUCAAGUGUUCAAAUCUGGUGGAGAAAAUGUACUCAGGCAUGUCUCAUCAUGAAAGAGUCACUUUGUUAGAGCUGCUUUUUGCACAGCUCAAGGAGGAGGACUUCGAGGAGUGCGGCGUCCCACCCAGCGUGGCUGGUUUCCUGGCCUCCGCCUUCCAGAAAGGCUGCGGGGCUGUGUUAACACUUGCCACUGGUUCUGCAUCCAGUGAUGAGGUCCUGCAGGAGGCACUCACUGUGAUCAGUCUCCUGGAUGUGCUGUGUGAGAUGACAUCAGACCACAAGCAGUUCAUGUUCCUACAGGACCAUCCUGACCUUCUAGUGACCACUGUUGAGCUGUUGGAGCAGGUUCAUGCUAUAGGCAAAGCCAGUAAGAACGUUUUCAGUGCUGCACAGAACUUCUCCUCCUUCAGCGGAGAAGGAGACUCGUCCUGCCAUUCUCCUGUCAUCAGCUUCAAGGCCCAUCUCAUCAGGCUGAUAGGAAACCUCUGUCAUGGCAAUACCAACAACCAGAACAAGGUGAGAGAACUUGAAGGAAUCCCUCUCAUCUUGGACAGCUGCAACAUAGACAGCAACAACCCAUUCAUCAGCCAGUGGGCCGUCUUCGCCAUCAGGAACCUCCUGGAACGCAACGCGCCCAACCAGGAGCUGGUGGCAGCCCUGGAGCGCCGCGGCGCCGCAGACUACUCCGCUCUCAGGGAGCUGGGGUUCCUGGUGGAGGAGCGGGACGGAAGCCUGCUGCUCAAACCUGUGAGGAAGGACCCCUAGACACAGUGGAGAGGCCGCCGGGAGAAAGGACGUCCUCAACCCAGGUUUUAAUGCAGAGUCAGUGACACGUAUGUUCUUGCUUGGUACGGGUGAACAAGCACUCAAACUGGGCUCCAAGCCUCAUUAAUGUAACCUAAUAUUUAAGCUUCUUCUGCAGCUGAGUGACCCGUCCGUUAUCAAACAGAUCAGUUCUGUGCCUGUAGUUGUCCACUGCUGAUAGAUUUUGCAGUAAGAUGCUUUUAAAUUAGAUUUUUUUUAGUCAAAAGUAUGUGUAGCCCUUCUAGACUCUGGGAAAUGAGGCGCCUGGGAGUGGCAAGCACACGCUGCUACCUUUAGUCAAGGCUGAUGCUUUGUUGUUGAACCCGAAGACAAAGCGCACCGCGGCGUCUGGGCUUUCCACUCUUCAGACCCUGAUGUGACCAGCAGGGGUUGGGGGUUUUAAUCCCAGGCCCUUAGUGACUUCUCUAGUAACUGUGAAACGGAGAAUGAACAAAACAUGAUGUAAUCAACCCCCUCACUGCCUCGUCUAAUUAAAUGGUGUCUUUGCCACAGGGACAAAGACUUUCUUUUUUCUUUGCGUUUACUCGUGUGUUCAAAGUAACUGCUUAUAGAAAGCGAGACAGUGAAAAUGCAAUAUAAAACUGAUGCUAUGCAUGUUUUGUCAUAUAUGUCAAAUAAUGCACCUUGUGAGCUUGUCACUGCAAUAGUUCCUGAUAGGGAAGCGGCGACGAGCUGUUUACUCAAGUUUUUUCAUCUUACCUCAUCUUCUCUUUCUGUCUAUUACUGAAACUGCUAAAGAUAAAUAAGGCAUGAGGGCUCAGCAUCAUAUUCAUUACCUUUUAAAGUCAUAACAGUAAUAUUUAAGCUCAACAUUAGACUCUGUUUUCAACAGAGCCAGUUACAGUAUAUUUAACUUCUAUUAGAUUCCAUACAUGUGUAUUAGUGAGUCCCGUGCUUCCUGCUUUGCUGUACUGGAGCUGUGAUUGUGUGAAUGUGUGUACGUCUUCGGUUUGCGGGUGACAGCGGUUGCGUCGGGCGAACAGCAUCCGCCCAGUGGAAUCAGACCAGAAGCACUAGUCUGCAGAAUGACAUCCCUCCCGUGCUCCUCCUGCGUCCAGAUAAGCUGAGCGGUCCUGACACCUCAACAAUGCAGCGCUUUGCGGGCCUGCCCACACCCCGCUCCGCCCUGUUUGCUCUGCUCCCCUGAAUUUUAAUGACAAAAUGUAUUGAAACAAUCGUCCGGGUCUCGCCGCUCAAUCCGCCGGCAUAGUGGAGGGAGCUUACGUGGUUCCGGUCGCCCAGGAUUGCAGACGGCUAACAAAACAGCUGUUACUCGCGCUCGGAUGGCCAACUGCAAUGCUUUUCAGUCCCACAGGAAAGAGGCUGUGUGAGUCAGCCGGGCUGAAUGAGGUGGCAUGGCCACGGCUGUCUUUUCACCCCGUACAUGUCAUCACCAGUCAGUCAAGGCCAGAAGUUGUGUGAAGCCCUCUAUAGGCUUCCAUUAAUAUGUAUAUGUAUAUACAUUGUGCCUUAUGGUUGACUUGUCUUCGUCAGGGUCUAAAAUGCUUAAUCCAUGUUUAGGUAAAAAUGUUUGUUUAAAAGCUAAUGAAGAAAUGUGUGACAGAUCAUUUUGCGAUGAUUUUAGCAAGGCCAAUAAAGAACAGUGCGAUACAAAACUCAAGGCUUUUUUUUUUUAAAAGAAUGCUUACAUUUUAUUGGUAAAAUAAAAAAGUACAAUGAUGCAGACUUCUACUUCAGCCACACGACAAAUGAUAAAAGUCACGUUUGUUGUAUUUUAAAUUAAAACUCUGCUUGUAGAAAAGGAUGAGUAGUUACAGAAAGAAGAAAUCCGCAUGGUCGGUUGCUGAAACCAGAAGAGAAUGUUCUUCUAUUUGUGAUUGUGAUGAUGGACGAUCUGAGCUACUUCGAUAGAACACGGAGCGUAUACAAUUGGAAUAAUUUAUAGCUUUACAGUUGGAAUAUACUGGCGUUAUAAAACACUUGUAAAUAGUGACUUUAUGACAUAAAGUGCCAUCUUCCUCAUACAAAAAUAUACUCUUCAUAUUUGUUUGUAAGUUAUAUAAAUCCUAAAUAAACAUUUCUGUAUACAUUAA
Molecule: messenger RNA, 3616 nt
Organism: Betta splendens (Siamese fighting fish)
Lineage: Eukaryota; Metazoa; Chordata; Actinopteri; Anabantiformes; Osphronemidae
Gene: atxn10
Product: ataxin 10
Exons: 11
Coding region: 42-1502 (486 amino acids)
Biological process (GO): neuron projection development
Cellular component (GO): cytosol
Source: RefSeq, a predicted model, not a curated record